AACUUUGGUCUGAGUGGCAUGAAAUUUCUUCUGGAGGUAGUUUUUUCUCUACGUAACUUGUUGCAGCUUCUUUUUAAAUAAACUCUCACAUGAUGGUCAGACUCAAGAAAUUUACAGGGAAUUAUAAGAUGUUUGAUUCCCAGGUAUUCAGCCUCAGCCGUGCCAAAUUGCGAAUCUUUUCUACCAUCACGUUCGCUGCGUUGAUCUUUAUCAUCUACACCGACAGCAUAGCCUCUGAGAUUUCCCACCAAUCUCUUACUUUUUCCGAUAAGCAAAUCGUCGGCGAGUUGGCGGCUCAUGAAAGAACCGAAUUAGGACGACUGAGAUCGAGUAUCGGAGUCCUUCAAAUACGUUCCGUGCAAGAAGAGACUGAUAAUCAUCAUGAAGUAGUAGUACUUGACGAUGAGAAGGAUCUUCCGGUUCCUCCACUGAAUGUCACAGAAGAAGACAGGAUUGCUUGGUUGCGGGAAAAUAUAUCGAAGUUUGACAUUUUCAAGUCAAACAACAUCACACGGCUGUUUCAUGGUCGGGUUCUGGAGUUCUUCAACCGUGACUGCGAGGCUCACUUCUUCAUGACAUGGAUUUCCCCGGCAGGGUCGUUUGGGCAGAGAGAAUUCUUGGCGAUGGACAGCCUUUUCAAGGCUCACCCUCGAGGUUGCUUAAUGAUUUUGUCAAAAAGCAUGGACUCUGCAAGAGGAUACAGGAUUCUAAAACCGCUCCUUGACCGGGGAUUCAAAGUCGUCGCAGUGACACCAGACUUGCCAUUUCUGUUCAAAAACACACCGGCCAAAGCUUGGUUUAAUGGGAUUAGGAGGGGGGAAAAGGACCCCGGCGAGAUUCCGUUAGCUCAAAAUCUAUCCAAUCUGUUGAGACUUGCAGUUUUAUACAAGUAUGGAGGCAUUUACAUGGACACCGAUUUCAUUGUGUUGAAACCUCUAACUGGGUUGAAGAAUUCAAUUGGAGCACAGAGCAUGGAUAUGGAGUCCAAGAAAUGGAGCAGGUUAAACAACGCAUUCUUGGCGUUUGACAUGAAUCAUCCACUUCUGUUCAAAUUUAUGCAGGAAUUUGCAUACACAUUUGAUGGGAAUAAAUGGGGACAUAAUGGUCCCUAUUUGGUUUCCAGGGUGGUUGAGAGAGUAAGGAGGAGACCUGGUUACAAUUUCACAGUCUUGCCAUCAAUGGCCUUCUAUCCGGUGGAUUGGCUUAGGAUCAGCGGGCUUUUCCAGGCACCGAAAAACCAGGCCAAUUCCAAAUGGGUAAAAGCCAAGCUGCUUCAGCUAAGUGGAGAGACUUACGGGAUUCACCUAUGGAACAGACAAACAAACAGAUUAGCAAUCGAAGAGGGAAGCGUCAUGGAAAGUUUAAUCUCAGAUCACUGUGUUGUUUGCCAACAGAUACAUACUUCCUUGAAACACCAAAGUUACUAAAAAGUGUUGAUAAUCUCAUUCAGUUGGAGCAUCUUCUAGGUUGGUACAUAUUUGUUUUAUUAUAGCUCUAUUUCGUGGGCUAUAUGGAUGCUCCUCUGUUUCGAGGUUUUCAUUUUCAUUUUAGUUCCUUUUAUUCAUUUUACAAUCAUGUUCAUGUUUGUUCGUUUUG
Molecule: messenger RNA, 1596 nt
Organism: Juglans regia (Persian walnut)
Lineage: Eukaryota; Viridiplantae; Streptophyta; Magnoliopsida; Fagales; Juglandaceae
Product: lactosylceramide 4-alpha-galactosyltransferase-like
Exons: 1
Coding region: 90-1427 (445 amino acids)
Source: RefSeq, a predicted model, not a curated record